Diabrotica virgifera virgifera (western corn rootworm) is the source of this 2570-nucleotide messenger RNA. RefSeq lists its product as uncharacterized. Gene Ontology annotation, molecular function: protein binding. The transcript has a single exon. Gene Ontology annotation, biological process: regulation of DNA-templated transcription. The coding region runs from base 418 to 1782 and encodes 454 amino acids. NCBI's taxonomy places the organism in Eukaryota, Metazoa, Arthropoda, Insecta, Coleoptera, Chrysomelidae. The record is from RefSeq and is a predicted model, not a curated record.
UUUCGAUAAUUAUAAAAAUCAAAAUGUGUGUGAUUAAAUUUAAAUUUUGAAACCAAAUAAAUUUAAAAUUUCGGUAUUAUUUGGUUACUUCAGGAUUGCCAAUACAAAUCUUCAUUCUUGUUAUGGGAGUGUUAUGUCGUUGGCAUGCAGGAGGGCGGCCUUGUAGCACCAACGACGGCGGCCUUCCAAAGAUUAGAAAGUGCUAACUUUCUAAUCUCUGCUACACUACAGAAGUGUGUGAUUUCGAGCGUAUUGUCGUCCAAGAGUGAAAAUUCGGUGUUGUGUCGUUGCAAGUGCCCUAUAUUUUUAAUGGAAACAAAGUUUAUUGUCACACAUAAAAAGUACAACAGUUCGUGACACCCACUUCUUGUAAUUCGGAAAUCCUGUUAGCAUUUCGUUACAAAUACGCCUUAAGAAAUGGUAUCCCGUCGAAAGAUUUUAUCAAGGUCACGAGACGACCUCCAUAUGGACACUGUGUUUCAACCCCCUGACGAUGAAGAAGACGUUUGGUACCAAAAAGACAAACUCUACAGGGACCACAUACAAGAAGUGCUCAACAAAUGGACUCAAAUCGAUGACGAAAUAUGGGCUAAAGUGAUAGUAUUAGAGAGAAACAGAAGAGUAGCUAAAGCUUAUGCAAGGGCCCCAGUUCUCACAGUAAAUGACUCAGACGAUGGGUUUGAUGGUUUCAGAAUAGGGUUAUGUGGUUUUGAGAACCCUAUGAGAGACCAAAAGACAGGGGAAUAUAAGAGACACAUCGGACAUGGUGUUAAAAUAAAAAUGGAUGAUGCAGGUAAUAUUCUUAUAAAACGAGUAUCAAAGUGUAAUGUAUAUAUAAAAAACACAGCCCUAGAUACUGAGAAUGCUAUAGGAAAUGAAGUUUUGAAAUUACCUAAUUGUGCUUUAGAACCAGAAAAGCCUGUAAAGUUGUUCGAUAUGAAAAAAUUCCAGUCAAAUGUCAAUAGAGAGUUAAGAAGGGCUUAUCCAGAUCGUCGUCGUUUAGAAUGUCAGUGUCUGAGUGCAAUAGCUUUUGUUAAAGUGGAACCAGAAUUGUUAGAAUGUCCUAUAUGGGUGUUGAUAAUAAAUAUUGUAGCUUUGGACAUGUUAAAAUCAAAAUUACCUCCAGUCCAGAGAGUUAUGGAUAUCAAAAAUCGACCUAGAAUUCCAAUUCCAGAUGAGGAUCCUUAUAGUAUCGCUGCAACAGAUAGUGGGCACUUCGGGCCUUCAAAUUUCAUGGGAGGUGGUGUAGCUGCUACAAGAGAACACCUCAUAAUGCAGAGUCAGCGUAGAAGUGAUAAACCUCCAAAGUUACCACCCAGAGAGAACAUGUAUCCCCAUGAUAUUCCACAACCAGAUUAUGAUGACUAUAUGUCAGGAAGACAACUAAAAACAGUCACCUCUGCUAGAGAUAAAGAAAGACAGCCUCCAGAAAUUAAGAAAUUCGAAGAAGACCCUUACUACUGUGGUUUACGUACUAGACUUCCCAACUUCGUCCAAAGACGGAGUGAGAAACCACCUAAAUUACCGCCCAGAGAAAAUAUGUAUCCUGUCCCACAGGAUAUACCAUCUCCUGACUAUGAUGAAGGUGUGACAAAGAGCUGGUUGAAACCUUUUGGUUCUUCAAGAGGUAAAGAGAAGGCAAAGGACAGUAAGCAGUAUGAAGACCCUUACUAUUGUGGAAUGAGAGCUAGAGUGCCCAAUUUUGUAGCUAAAUUCAAAGGAAAGGAGUCUGUACCGAUGAAGAGGUUCAGCGUGAGUCAAGGAUCUCAGCAUUCCAAGUAAGAAACAAGUUUUAUAUAUUUUUGUACCAACUAAGAAUUACUUUGGACAUUUGAUUUUCAUAUUGAAAUAACAGUUUUAAAAGCCGCAAAAUUUGAAUUGUGACCAUAUCAAACAAUAUGGCUUCAACUAAAAAUUAUAAGCUUCUAGACCUUGGACCCACAAAAAAAUUAUUACCUCUCAUGAGACUUUUUUUAUUCAGUUAUUCAUGUCGAGUUAGACAACUUUUCUAAUAGGGACAAUUUUCAGGAGAGGGGUGUUUCGUAAAUACAGUGGAACCCCGAUAAGUCGACCCCCGAUAACCCGGAAGUCCGGCUAACCCGGACCGAUUUUCAUCAGACAAAAUAAACAUUUUUUCACUUUGACUGAGUUUUUUACCAAGAAAUAAACAAUACUGUAUACAACUGUACGUAAUUUAGAUGUACUGUGCAUUAUGUAUUUCAGGUUUUUGCAAUUAUAACAUGUAUUUGUUUAUUAUUUAUAUGUAUUUUAUUAAUUUUUACAUUAUUCUCUGGCUAACCCAUAUUUUUGCUGGCCGCGGUCCCGAUUAAUCUGCCUUAUCGAGGUUCCACUGUAUAGCGGUUUUCAAACUUUGGUGCGUCCGUCAGCUGUAGUAAUCUAAACAGUAUUUUUAUUAUCAACUAUUUUCAAUGGGAAAUAAGCCACAAUUUCAUCAAAAAAUGACUUUUUUAACGUUUCGACACCCAAGUCGGAUGUUGUUGUCAUCGUAUUUUUAUUAAAGAGUCCUACAAAAAAAUCACUGUUUAUGACUAUCAUAACGAGUCAUAAAA